This is a messenger RNA of Westerdykella ornata, 1644 nucleotides long. RefSeq lists its product as uncharacterized. Gene Ontology annotation, biological process: mycotoxin biosynthetic process. The record is from RefSeq and is a predicted model, not a curated record. The coding region runs from base 452 to 1465 and encodes 337 amino acids. Lineage: Eukaryota; Fungi; Ascomycota; Dothideomycetes; Pleosporales; Sporormiaceae. The transcript has a single exon.
UGGGAGUUACUGUAUUCCACGGCCCCCCAUCGACCUGGCUAGCUACCACCAUCAACACAGCACCUUAAUGCGCCGCGGGUACCGACCGAGCCUGAAGAACCAAAGUCGAAAGCUUCAUUUUAUUUUGCCUCCAUCGCUGGAACGCACGUGUAGACAAGCGGCCGCGGAAUGAAUGGCGGUCCCGUACGUAGCAAACAAAGAGAGAGUCCAAAAGCAUAACCAUGAACAAUGUACCCACCCGCAGCAAGUGUCCCAAAGUGGAUGUGAAUAGCGGAUGCGCCAUUCGUGAGAUGCUGUAUUCUGGGCUUGGGAUAGAAAUGUCCCUAGAAGCGGAACUAAAUCACCGGAGCUAUCGAAUCCGUUAGGCUAAGAGAUGCGACCUUCCCUCCUGAACACUGAAGUGCGAGUAUCCACGGCGGAGAGUCGGGAUCCGGAUUCUAGCGGGGGGAGCAUGGACUUGGACCCAGCGCAUCAGGAGGUCCUGAAUCUGCCGUCGCCUUACCACGACGAUGUCGAUGAGCUGCCCACCUCGCGCUCGGCGCACCGGGACUCCCCGUGGUCGAGGUGGAAAGAGAGAAACCCACUCGUAACACUCUUCAAGAGCUUGCGAUUUCGAUACCUGCGACUGCCCUCCACCGACGCAGAACAAGCAUCCAAAGAAGAAGAAGAUGAUGACGACGACGACAGCGCCACCCCCAACUCCGACACGCGUCCCCCAGCCUGGAAUCCCUAUGAAGAAACCACCUUCGACCGCUGGUUCAGCGUUCUCAUCCUCCUCUUCCUCCUCUCCCUCCUCAUCAACUUCUUCCUCCUCUUCAACGGUCCCCCCAACCGCAUCCCCCACCAUCACCCAAACUCCAGAUCCCACCCGCUCCCCCACAAAGGGUUCCACUUCAGCGAACACGGCAGGAACUACACCUGCUACCAAACACACACCACGAUCCUGCAGCCCAACUACGAAUUCUCGAAUAUCUUCGGCGCGUACGACUACUUCUGGGCGGAGCUGCAGGGCAAGAGCCACGGCGUCGUGUACACCUCGCUCGGCCGCGCGGAUGGCAAAACACGGAAAGCCGGGUUGGCCAUGUUCCACCAGCUGGACUGUUUGGCGAAGUUGCGCAGCGUGGUGCAGGCGCUGCAGGAGGGGAGGCCGCAUGCGCUGGUCGAUGUCGGGGAGCAUCAUGGGUAUUGGCCGCAUUGUUGGGAUUAUCUGAGACAGGUCAUCUUGUGUAAUGCGGAUGAUAGUUUGGAGGUGGGCGAGGUGGAGGAUGGGAGGUGGGUGACCAAGGGGUUUGGGAGUGCGAGGGUGUGUAGGGAGAGUAGUUGGUUGUUUGAGGUUACGGGGUGUGGGGAGGGGGGAUGUCCUGGGAAGGCGUUCUACCAUGAGAAAGGCGAGAUGGAGAAGAUACAUGCGGAGGAGCAGAGGGAGGUGGAGGAGUGGGCGAAAGCCCAUCCAUCCGGGACGUGAGCAGGGAGGGGAGAGAGGCAGGACAUAGAAUCGCCAUACCUGCGUGACUCGAGGCUAGACCACAUCUUCUUCGUCAAUCACUCUUCGCUCGAGACUGCAUCGCAGUACGCGCUUUGUCUUUCCGACCUCGUACUUCUUCAACCUGUUAUCUUCCUGGUCAUAGUAGAUCGCCCAGCCAU